Messenger RNA from Durotheca rogersii, 3227 nucleotides. RefSeq names its product aconitase family-domain-containing protein. The record is from RefSeq and is a predicted model, not a curated record. Gene Ontology annotation, cellular component: 3-isopropylmalate dehydratase complex. The transcript is spliced from 4 exons. Lineage: Eukaryota; Fungi; Ascomycota; Sordariomycetes; Xylariales; Xylariaceae. The coding region runs from base 509 to 2851 and encodes 780 amino acids. Gene Ontology annotation, biological process: L-leucine biosynthetic process. Gene Ontology annotation, molecular function: 4 iron, 4 sulfur cluster binding; 3-isopropylmalate dehydratase activity.
AAAAAAAAGGAAAGAGGAAAGGGCGGAAGAACGCGAGCGUUACGAAGAGAGAGGAGGAGCAGCAGGCGAGGCCAAGCACGUACCUAUAGAAACUAGAUAUACCGACCUGCCUAGGGCUUUUUUUGCCUGUCCAACCUCUUCACCCUCGUCCGCCUCCCCUCCUCCCACCCUCCCUACUCCCCCGAAUACUACCCGGCUUCGUUGCUGGCUCGCCUCAAAGCCGGACCCGUCUCGGCCUCAGCUUGCUGCUGUCCGAUACCUACAUAUUUAGCCUCUCCCCGCACUUAAAGCCAUUCUCGCCCACCGAACUGCCUGCCUACUGAUACACCCCCCCUGCCUUAUCCCACACCUGCGCCUCGCCGUCGAGAAAAAAAAAAGAGCUCUCGUCGUGAUAUUUACCGCAUCUCGUCGGGUCGAGAUCGUUGCGUGCCAGCCUGCAGCUCCGGGGCACAGCCGUCGGCAUUCUUGAGAGGUCGCGAGACAGAAGAAGAAGAACUCCGUCUCCAAUAUGCCCGUUGCCGAAGGUGUUCCGCAGACCUUGUACGACAAGAUCCUAGCUGCCCAUGUCGUAGAUGAGAAGCUCGAUGGCACGGUGCUGUUAUAUAUCGACAGACACCUCGUCCACGAAGUCACGUCGCCUCAAGCCUUCGAGGGCUUGAAGAAUGCCAAGCGCAAGGUGCGAAGGCCAGACUGCACCCUCGCUACCACAGACCACAACGUCCCCACCACCUCGCGAAAAGGUAUCAAGGAUAUUGCCACCUUCAUCAAGGAGGACGACUCGCGCCUACAAUGUACGACCCUCGAGGAAAACGUCAAGGACUUCGACAUCACCUACUUCGGCCUGGGCGAUAAGCGCCAGGGCAUCGUCCACGUCAUCGGCCCUGAGCAGGGCUUCACCCUCCCGGGCACCACCCUCGUCUGCGGCGACAGCCACACUUCUACGCAUGGCGCGUUCGGUUGCUUUGCCAUGGGCAUCGGCACCAGCGAGGUCGAGCACGUCUUGGCUACCCAGUGCCUCAUCACAAAGAGGAGCAAGAACAUGAGGAUACAGGUCAAUGGCGAGCUCGCCCCCGGUGUGAGCUCCAAAGAUGUCGUGCUCUACGCCAUCGGUUUGAUCGGGACCGCCGGCGGCACCGGCUCCGUCAUCGAGUUCUGUGGCUCCGUCAUUCGUAGCCUGAGCAUGGAAGCCCGCAUGUCUAUCUGCAACAUGGCUAUCGAGGCUGGUGCUCGAGCUGGCAUGGUUGCGCCUGACGACAUUACCUUCGAAUACCUCAAGGGGAAGCCGUUAGCGCCGGUCUACGGAACGCCGGGCUGGGAGCGCGCGAUCAAGUACUGGCGUAGCCUUCACUCUGACCCCGGCGCCAAGUAUGACAUCGACGUUCAGAUCGAUGCCAAGGACAUCGUCCCCACCGUGACCUGGGGCACAAGCCCCGAGGAUGUCGUGCCGAUUACUGGAAGCGUUCCCGACCCCGAGACGUUCAAGAGCGAGUCAAAGAAGGCAGCUGGCCGCAGGAUGCUGGAGUACAUGGGCCUCACCCCUGGUACCCCGAUGCAAGAUAUCCCCGUCGACAAGGUCUUCAUCGGUUCCUGCACGAACUCGCGAAUCGAAGACCUUCGGGCCGCCGCGCAGGUCGUCAAGGGCAAGAAAAAGGCUGACAACGUCAAGCGUGCCAUGAUUGUUCCCGGCUCCGGGAUAGUGAAGGGCCAAGCCGAGGCCGAGGGUCUCGACAAGAUCUUCCUAGACGCCGGGUUUGAAUGGAGGGAGGCUGGAUGCAGCAUGUGCCUGGGCAUGAACCCCGAUAUCUUGGCCCCAAAGGAGCGAUGCGCGAGCACGAGCAACCGAAACUUCGAGGGCAGACAAGGGGCCCAGAGCAGAACCCACCUCAUGUCCCCGGUCAUGGCCGCGGCGGCAGCCAUUACUGGCAAGCUUUCCGACGUCCGGAAAUUGACAGAGUACAAGGCUAGCCCACACAUCGAAGCUUACAAACUCAAUACCUCGACGCCGGGCAAGGCGCAUGCCGAUGAGGCCAUCGAGGAUGACGAUACCGCUAGAGAAAGACUCGGGGACCAGCCCGAGGAUUCCUCGCCUCAGGUCAACACGCUUGUCGCGGAGGCAACUGGAUCUCAAGGUCUGCCGAAAUUCCUUGUCCACAGGGGCAUCGCCGCCCGCUUGGAUCGACCCAACGUCGAUACCGAUGCCAUCAUUCCCAAGCAGUUCCUCAAGACCAUCAAACGCACAGGCCUCGGAACCGCUCUCUUCCAUGACUGGAGAACCAAGGAAGACGGGUCGCCGAACCCCGACUUCAUCCUCAAUCAGGAACCGUGGACGAAGGCCAAGAUCUUGGUCUGCACGGGGGCCAACUUCGGCUGCGGAAGCUCCCGCGAGCACGCCCCCUGGGCGCUCAACGACUUUGGUAUCCGGUGCGUCAUCGCGCCAUCUUUCGCCGACAUCUUCUUCAACAAUACGUUCAAGAACGGCAUGCUACCCAUCGCGAUCAGGAACGCGACCGAGCUCGAGCGGAUCGCGACAGAGGCGGGGGCAGGGCGGGAGAUCGAGGUGGACCUGCCGAACCAGGUAAUCCGUGAUGCGGACGGCGUUGAGAUCUGCCAGUUCGAGGUCGAGGAGUUCCGUAAACAUUGCCUCGUCAACGGCCUCGACGACAUCGGGCUCACGCUGCAGCUCGAGGAUAAAAUUGUCGAGUACGAGCGGCGCGUCUCAGCGAAUACCCCUUGGGUCGAUGGUACGGCCUACCUCAGGCGUAAGGGUCAGGGCGGCAAGCUUGCCGCGAAGGCGGUACCCGUCCCCACGACAAACCGUGGCCAGCCGCUGAAGGACCCCAUCGACUGGUGAAGGAGUGGGAACCGAAGAGGGAAAAGUUUUAAGAAAAAAAGGCGAGACAGAGGAAAGUGGAAGGGGGCCCAUGUACGUGCUGUGACAUCGUGCCGGUUGGCGUUUGUAGGGUGAUUUUCAUCUACGUACAGGUGGGGUGGCGGCUAGCAAACUACGAGGCAACGUGGUACUUGUUGUCUUGCUUUGCAUAGUGGAUGAAGGCGAUUUACUGGUAUGGUGGCUAGGUAGGUAGGUUUGUUCAUGUCGCGUGCGCGCACAUCAUCAGAAGUUUUAAGGUCGGAGGUUGAAGUCGGACGUCGAAACCUGGCGAUUUCGAGAGUCGGAUCAGUCAAGUACCAGCCAAUACAUAUACACACUUUCACGGCUGGGAUCCUAA